Molecule: messenger RNA, 2208 nt
Organism: Trichoplusia ni (cabbage looper)
Lineage: Eukaryota; Metazoa; Arthropoda; Insecta; Lepidoptera; Noctuidae
Product: arylphorin subunit alpha-like
Exons: 5
Coding region: 44-2101 (685 amino acids)
Source: RefSeq, a predicted model, not a curated record
UCAAUCAUUGACAAGGUACAGUUUGCAGCAGGCUGUGGGAACGAUGAAGACGUUCUUAAUCCUUUCGGGCUUAUUCGCCUUGGCGAUGGGCACUGCCCUCCCAGCGCACCAUAACCUCAAAAUGAAGAAUGUGGACGCUAGUUUCGUCGAGUACCAAAAGAAGGUCUUGUCACUGUUCGAACAUUCGGAACAACUCGACCUUCACUCGGAAUACUACAAAGUCGGCAAGGAAUACAGCAUUGAAGACCACAUUGACAACUACACAAAUAAAAAAGCUGUCGAAGAAUUCUUGAUGCUAUACAGAACUGGUUUCCUGCCGAAAUACCACAAAUUCUCAAUCUUCUACGAAAGGAUGAGGAAUGAGGCUAUUGCCCUGUUCCACGUCUUCUUCUACGCUAAGGACUUCGAAACCUUCUACAAGACCGCUAGCUGGGCUAAGGUUUACCUUAACGAGGAACAGUUCUUGUACGCCUACUACAUUGCCUUAUUCCAAAGGCCUGACACUAACGGAAUUGUUCUCCCGGCUCCUUAUGAAGUCUACCCACAGUUCUUCUUUAACCAAGAGGCUCUUUUCAACAUGUACCGCACUAAGAUGCAGGGUGGUUUGUUUGACGAAAAGUUCGCUGCCGAGUACGGAGUAGUGAAAGAGAACGACUACUAUGUAUUCUACUCCAACUACUCGAACUCCCUUACUUACCCCAACGAGGAAUACAAAAUGUCCUACUUUACUGAGGAUAUUGGUCUGAACUCAUACUACUUCUACUUCCACUCUUCCUUGCCUUUCUGGUGGCAGUCCGAGAAACUCGGUAUGUACAAGGAACGCGUUGGAGAAAUUUUCGUCUACUACUACCAGAAACUCCUGGCCCGUUACUACUUAGAACGUCUCUCAAACGGUUUGGGUGAAGUUCCCAAGUUCUCCUGGUACUCCCAAUUCAAGACUGGAUACUAUCCUCAGCUGACUGGCAACUACUUACCUUUUGUACAAAGGAGCAAUGACUACGACAUUCAUACCGAAAGGAACUACGAGAACAUCCGCUUCUUGGAUACUUAUGAAAAGACUUUCUUCCAAUUCCUGCAGAAGGGCGAUUUCCAGAACUUCGAAAAGGAAAUCAACGAAAUUGGAAACUACUUCCACAUGAACACUACCAAGGAGUUACACCAGUUCUCAUACGAAAUCAUUGCUCGUCACGUGCUUGGUGGUAGCCCCAAACCCAUUGACAAGUACUCCUUCAUGCCUACCGCUCUUGACUUCUACCAGACAUCUCUGCGCGACCCUGCGUUCUACCAGCUCUACCAAAGAAUCAUCGACUACCUUAUUGACUACAAAGAAUACGUCAAGCCCUACUCUUACAACGAUCUUCACUUUGUUGGUGUUAAGAUUAACGACGUUAAAGUAGACAAACUGGUCACUUACUUCGAUUACUUCGACUUCAACACAACCAACAGCGUGUUCUACAGCCAAGAGGAACUUAAGUCUUACCCAACUAGCUUCGUGAUCCGUCAGCCCCGUCUGAACCACGAACCAUUCACCAUCAACAUUGACCUGAAGUCUGAUGUAGCUUCCGAUGCCGUCUUCAAGAUCUUCAUUGGACCUAAAUACGACAGCAACGGAUACCCAGUUAAGAUUGAAGAAGACUGGAUGAAGUUCUACGAGAUGGACUGGUUCGUCCAGAAACUGGUACCUGGUGAAAACAACAUUCAGCGCAAAUCCAGCGACUUCAUGUUCUUCAAGGAUGACUCAAUCCCCAUCAACGAAAUCUUCCAAUGGUUAGACCAAGGAAAGGUGCCUUUCGACAUGUCUUAUGCUCCUACUAACAUGCCAAGGCGUUUGAUGCUUCCUAAGGGUACCUACGGCGGAUUCCCCUUCCAGAUGUUCGUGUUCGUAUACCCCUACAACGGUGUUACCAAGGAAACCGAAGUCUUCAAGCAUUUCGUGAAUGACAACAAGCCCUUGGGAUAUCCAUUCGACCGCCCAAUUAACGACUACGCCUACUUCAAACAACCCAACAUGUACUUCGAGGAUGUGCAGGUAUACCACAAGGACGCCUACUUCCCAUACGAGCUCAAUGUACCAUCCUACUUCACCCAGAAGAAGAUGUAAGAUUGAUAAUAUUUAUACCUUAAAUGUCGAUGUAAUAGAAUUAUGUAAUAGUUUGUGAAAAUACCAAUACAAGUACAACUAAUAUAAACUUAAUAAAUAUAUAUGUA